This is a messenger RNA of Diabrotica virgifera virgifera (western corn rootworm), 699 nucleotides long. RefSeq lists its product as uncharacterized. NCBI's taxonomy places the organism in Eukaryota, Metazoa, Arthropoda, Insecta, Coleoptera, Chrysomelidae. The transcript is spliced from 2 exons. The record is from RefSeq and is a predicted model, not a curated record. Bases 1 to 699 code for a protein of 232 amino acids.
AUGAAGCAUAAGUUCUAUUCCAAUAAGCACGCUCGUAAUGAGGCGUUAAUAAAAAUAUUGGGGGAAGUUAAUAAGGUAAAUGGUGAUAUCCAGUUCGAAGACGUAAAAAAAAUUGCGAACUUGAGGCAGCAGUUUGCCCAUGAAAACGCCAAACUGCAGGCGUAUCAAAAGUCGGGGACAGGAAGUGAGGAGGUCGUAGAAUCCUCACUUUGGUUCUUCGAAAAACUAUUAUUUCUUAUACCACACAUAAAGACACGGAAAACGAAGAGUACACUGGAUGUGCAGAUUGAUGAUUUCUUAGAGAAUGAAAUUAUCGAAACAAAUUCAGAAGCUGAAGAAUCGCUAAGCAUGGUAUCAACACCAACUUCAAAGCCUGCAACUUCAAAGGUGACUUCAGAUCCCAUUUCCAAAAAGAGGAUAAAAGUUGAAAGUAGUCCAGACCCGGUUAUUUCAGAAGCUGUAUCAACUCUAAAAAGCCUCCAAAACAAAAUUGUCCAACCAAAAACGUGUUCAGUUGGUAAGCACCAAUCAUUUGCUGACUAUUUGGCAAAUGAAAUGAAGAGCAUUGGAGAUGAAGAAUUGAUAGCGGACCUUAAGCAUGAUAUAAAUAAUCUAUUAUAUAAAACAAAGAAGAAGUGGUUGCAGAUGGAAAAAGAAAAUCAUGAAACAAUUGUUGUUGAGGUCAAUAAUUUUGAAUAA